Tachysurus fulvidraco (yellow catfish) is the source of this 2368-nucleotide messenger RNA. Its product is annotated as C-C chemokine receptor type 5-like. Gene Ontology annotation, molecular function: chemokine receptor activity. NCBI's taxonomy places the organism in Eukaryota, Metazoa, Chordata, Actinopteri, Siluriformes, Bagridae. Gene Ontology annotation, biological process: G protein-coupled receptor signaling pathway; immune response; chemotaxis. The record is from RefSeq and is a predicted model, not a curated record. The coding region runs from base 986 to 2107 and encodes 373 amino acids. Gene Ontology annotation, cellular component: membrane. The transcript is spliced from 4 exons.
UGAAACUGUCUCGGGGCAAAAAGAAUGAAAAAAUGAAUUCCACAUGUCUAUUUUUUGCAGCGUUCAUCUUAGACCUCGAGUACCGUAAGUUGCACUGUGGUCAAGUCGACAAACGUCAUGAAUUAUCAGAAGUUGUUUCUCUUUCCAGUGACCCAGUGAACUAUUUCGUAUGUCUGUGGAACCACAAAUGAUGUGACUGUUCUAUAUUUCAGCCAGCUUUUGUGAUUCAGGUGACUCACUUUAAAUGAACGUGUAAUAGAGUAUAAAAGCGAUGGGGUCUUCGUUCGGUCUUCGACACGAUGCUUUCGGAGAAAAAAUUUAAAAGCAAAAAAAAAAGUUUGCCAUCACAAAUGCGGUCGUGUUUCCACAGCCUUCUGGUCUAAUAUCACAAGUCAUCUUCCCUGGUGUAACCUCAGUCAAACCCUGCUAGAAAACUUCCUUUGUACACCUUACGUUCGCUGAAAACCACUCGUGCCCUGGAGGUAGAUUAGUGGUAUAGGUGUUACACAUACAUGAGAGGUUUAUUUAUUUACACCGUGUCAGGCGUCAUGAGAGAAAUUUCCUCAGGUUACAUUUAUACCUCUAGUGUGAGUUUCACAAACAAAGAAGUCUUCUUGAGCAGUCGGCGUCUUGCAAGCUCAAAAAACAAAAUGUUUGAACUUCAUUGCAGAAGAACAUUAGCCCCUAGCUCGGUUUCAAUAUCUCGAGAGCCAAUCCUGUGCUUGCUCUCAGCACCUUAAUUAAAUGCAGCAGGUUAUGCACUUUUGCAAAGAGCCCCCAGACUCUUCACAGAGCGGAAGUGUCAAAACCAGAGACCUCAAACACCUGUCGUCUUAUUUCACAAUCUGGCAUUGAGGCGCUUAGGCCAAGUCCAUCGGUUUUGGAAUUUUUAUUCCUUCAUCACCUUCUAAGGCAGUUUGCAGCUUUGUGACAUUUUAUUCAAACCCUCAGCAGAAUUGUUUAAAAGUAUUGUUAAUCUGCAAAGAUGUCCAACGACAGCAGCAGCUUCUGGAGCUCCACAAUACAAAGUGUUUUAAAAAAUGUUGUUGCCAGUGACGAGAAUAACACAUCUGAUGAAGGCGCACUAUAUGACUACUCUGGAUAUUACGAAACUGACACCACUGAAGGAGAACCGUGUACAUUCAGCUCCCAUGCAAGUCAUUUUGUCCCGGUUCUCUACUCGCUGUACUUCGUGGUCGGCUUCCUGGGCAACAUGCUGGUGUUGUGGGUGAUCCUGAGAGGAGCUCAGAUAAAAAGCAUGACUGAUGUGUCUCUCCUGAACCUGGCCAUCGCUGACCUUCUUCUCAUCUUCACUCUCCCCUUCCUGGCUCACUACGCCAGAGAUACCUGGGUCUUUGGUAAUGCCAUGUGCGUGAUGGUCCUCAGUCUUUACUACAUCGGAUUUUACGCAGGAAUUUUCUUCAUCGUGUUGAUGAGCGUCGACAGAUACUUGGCGAUCGUCCAUGCUGUGUUUGCCUUGAGAAUCCGCACAAAGGCUUAUGGGAUUUUAGGUAGCGUGAUCAUCUGGAUUGCAGCUAUUGCAGCCUCAUUUCCUGAGCUAGUGUACCUUGCAACUGGAAGGAAUGAAACCAAAACUUGCUCCGCUUACCAAAACGAUGUUGAUAAGUUUAAGAGAAGUUUGGCUUUGAUUAAAAUGAACAUUUUGGGUCUGCUAAUUCCACUGGUUAUUGUGGGAUUUUGCUACUCGAUGGUGCUCCGCAGGCUUCUGUUGCUGCGUACGUCCAAGAAACUGGCCGUACGUCUUGUUGCGGUGGUCAUGCUGGUCUUCUUCUGCUGUUGGAUACCGUACAACAUCGCAGCCUUUAUUAAAGCACUGGAACUGCGGGAAAUCCUGAUUUCAGAAUGUGAGCUCAGCAAACGCAUCCAUCUGACGCUGCAAGUCACCGAAGCCAUAGCGUACUCACACAGCUGCCUCAAUCCGUUCCUCUAUGUGUUCGUGGGGGAAAAGUUCAGGAGGCAACUCGGGAGACUCCUCCGCCAGACACCAUGCUUCCAUGUGCAGUGCAUGAAGAGCUACAUGACCCGCGCCGCAUCCUCCGUGUAUUCACAGACCACAAGUGUAGACGAACGCUCGGUCGGUGUCUGAAUGUUCGGCCGGUUAAAGACCUGUACAUUUUUUACUGUACAAACUUGCAAUGCUUUGCAUAUUCAGACUUGAGAGUCAGGGUAAUUAGACAUAAUCCCACAGCUAUUGCAGAAGUGACACAAGCGUUAGGUGGAGUUUUAACCUUUAAUUUAAACCCAUUUUUUUACAGGAUCGAGGAUGUAUUAAAUAUAAAUAUUAAAGUAUUAUAUCUAGCGCCACUGUCUGACAACUAUAUAUAUAUAUAUAUAUAUAACAAUAACA